Cotesia glomerata is the source of this 1458-nucleotide messenger RNA. RefSeq lists its product as uncharacterized. The transcript has 2 exons. Gene Ontology annotation, molecular function: nucleic acid binding; RNA-DNA hybrid ribonuclease activity. Lineage: Eukaryota; Metazoa; Arthropoda; Insecta; Hymenoptera; Braconidae. Bases 1 to 1458 code for a protein of 485 amino acids. The record is from RefSeq and is a predicted model, not a curated record.
AUGUCAUUGAUGAUUAAAGGCUCAAGCCCGACGGAGAUGAGAUGGAGAACACAACGUGCUCUAGAUCUCAUACAGAAAUGGUGCAUAGGAAAAUCUCUAAGGGUUAACCCCAACAAAACAGAGAUGGUACUCUUCACCAAAAGAAGGAAGCUGAAAAUUACGGCUCCCUCUAUCUUUGGCAUGGAGCUUAAAUUCUCAAAGGAGGUACGCUAUUUAGGCGUAACUCUAGACAGUAAGCUCACAUGGAGAAGCCAUAUCGAGAAGCAGACCCAAAAAGCAACUGCCACUUUCUGGGCAUGCAGAAGAAUAUUUGGCAUAACAUGGGGCCUGAAACCAAGACUGAUCAAGUGGAUUUACACGGCGAUCUUGGUUCCACAGCUCACCUUUGCCUCUGUUGUAUGGUGGCCUUCGCUUAAGAAGAACAUCAACAUCAAGGCAUUCCUAAAAGUCUACCGACUGUCGUUGCUAGGGAUAACUGGGGCUCUAAGAACCACAGCUACCUUAGCAAUGGGGGCGCUCCUGAACCUGGAGCCCCCGCAUAUCACUGCAGAAGCUCUUGCUAUGAAAACAGCAAUGAGAUUGCUCUUUAACGGACACUGGACAAGGGCUAGAACGGGACAUGCAGCCAUCCUAAGGGACAGGGGACUCGACAGAUUCCUAACCCAAGGAGGAGACAUGAGCCCUCGAAGCUACCACUUCAGACGUCAAUAUAAGGUCCUUAUCCCAAGUAGGCAGGAAUGGGACGAGGAAAACAAGAGCAUCCUGUCCCCCAUAGGGCUAGUCUGGAACAAGCACGUGUACAUCUGCAGCGAUAGUUGCGCUGCGCUCAGGGCACUAGAACAAACUGAAGUGUCCUCGAGACUAGUGCGAAAAUGCAUAGACUCCCUAAAUGAAUUAGCAGAGUAUAACAAAGUCAAACUACUGUGGGUACCGGGCCAUAGCGGGAACGCAGGAAAUGACAAAGCAAAUGAGCUGGCGAAAGCGGGAGCUCGUAAAAGAGACCCUGAACCAGUAAUCAGCAUAGCGGUGCCUUUUAGUCUCAUAAAGCAACACGCUUCCCUAUGGACUAAUGACAAGUUUCAGGAAGUGUGGGCAGAGGCAAAAGGCAUGAUGCAUACGAGGGCACUUUUUAAAGGACCCUCCAAGACAUUAGGCUUGUCCUUGAUAGGGCUCGACAAGAAGCUGCUAAGGCUAACUGUCGGGUAUAUCACAGGACACUGGCUAACCGGCAGGCAUCUGAGACGCCUAGGCAUCUCAGAUCACUCGAUGUGCCCCAGAUGCCUAUCGGAGGAGGAAACUCCUCUACAUCUAAUCCUCCAUUGCAGAAAACUGGCAACAGCCCGAAAGGACAUACUAGGAUUCUGCGAUGGAGAGUCUAUUGAUAUACAGGAGAUUGGCGUGGGACAGUUGCUUCACUUCUUGAAGCAGACAGGCCUGGCCAAUCUCCAAGCUAUAUAA